CAGGAGCUCCUUGGAUUUGUAUGGUUCCUCUCAUUCAUGAGAACAGAGAACGCAAUCUGAAAUGAUACCAAGACUUCUGAAUAGAGGUACUGUGUCCUCAUUGCUGGUGAAUGCUCAUUUUCUUUUAAAAGUUCUCAGCUUUUGUUCAAGAUGUUCCACCCUCUUUGAUAAAGAGGGUAACAAGGUAGGUGCUUCAACAAACUACAGGAUCUAUCUUCCACCCUCAUUCACUGAUAGCACUCCUCAAUUAGCUCGUUAUGACGUUGAGGUCGUGGACAAUGUUACUUGGCAACUUUCAUCUGGUCUAGCUCACAGUUGGCAAGGUUUUGAUACAGAAAUCAAGUCAAAAUCUUUUACCCAACAGGUCGAUCAAAAGGCAGGUUAUGAGUCUCCUAUGACUCUGGUUGAUUCUGAUUUUGAUGAAAUUGAUAAUAUGAGAAAUCGUGGCAAUCUUUUCUAUAAGAUUGACCGGGGUUCCAAAGAGUUUGAGGAGUACAGUUAUGACAUUCAUAGGAGGAAAACCUCUAAGAUGGAUGAUCAGAAGGGAAGGGAAAAGAAGGAAUCAUUGAAGAAAAAAGAUCCUAAAGAAAGUAAAAAGUAGAAGACAAGUGCUAAAUUGGCCCCUGGAGGGGAAAAACCACUCAAAGUUGUAAAGAAUGGAAUCGUUACUGAUGUUCUUGGUAAAAUGGAGAAUUCUAGCAUUGGGGCAAAGAAGGUUAGAACCCCAACCUUUAAUCAACUCACGAGUCCUUA
Rubroshorea leprosula is the source of this 753-nucleotide messenger RNA. The record is from the annotation of a GenBank genome assembly. Lineage: Eukaryota; Viridiplantae; Streptophyta; Magnoliopsida; Malvales; Dipterocarpaceae.